CAAAAUAAAACAUCGUCUCCUGUAUAUCUGCACGGACACCUUCGCUUUCUCGUCAUAACUGGAACUGCACACUUUCCCUUUAACGGGCAGAUCGAUGCAACAUCUCCCUGUACACCUGCCUGCCUCAGUCAGCACCACGGACAGCUCCCUGCAGAUCGCUAACACAGCCCCCCUGACAGAGGCGACGCAGCGGGCCCCAGGGGCAGGGCAUAGUUUUUUUCAUUUUGUAACGACUACCAGCUAAUACAGCCUCAUCUACGAUCAUGUUACUGCAGCACUGACAGCUAAACAGUAGAGGGCAGGAUGCGGGCUUUACUAUAACCCCCCCCCCCCCCGUUUUGUACUUUUUCACCGGAAAGAUCCCUUUAUUUUGGGGGCUUCAACCGAUCAACAUGCCUCCGUCGACUCGUCUCGUGCUGCUUUUUCUCAGGGUGGAGCAGCUCUAAAUGGAAACAGAUGUAAAUCGCGCCCGACAAGUACAGCUCGUCUUGGAUAAGGGGGGGGGGGGGGGGGGUGUCUCUCUGCAGAAUAAGGUGGUGAAAUCUCUUUCCCCUUCCUUCUUCCACGCCCUGUAUCAUUUGUUAUUAUCGAGAACCGCCCGGCACCAUGUCCCCUCCUGCAUCGGCUGCGACAGCGAGUGAAAGCAGUGCGACCACCGUUUUCGAGGAGGACACCAGGGAGGAGCAAAGACCCCUGAAGCAAUCUCUGAGCAAGUCGCUAUGCCGGGAGAGUUUUUGGAAAUGCCUGCUCCUGUCCGUUCUCAUGUACGGCUGCAUUGGAGCGAUGGUCUGGUGCCAUGUCACCAAGGUGACCCGCCUCACCUUUGACAGUGCCUUCAAAGGGAAAUCCAUGAUGUACCAUGACAGUCCCUGCUCUGACGGCUACAUCUACAUACCCUUGGCCCUGCUGGGCAUGCUCUACUUGGUCUACCUCGUGGAGUGCUGGCACUGUCACGUGAAGAACGAGCUGCAGCACAAAGUGGACGUGGAGGGCAUCUACGAGCGCAUCGAAAGGAUGCAGCAGGCCAAACCCUGCAUCUGGUGGAAGGCCAUCAGCUACCACUACGUUCGCCGAACACGACAGGUGACGCGCUACCGCAACGGAGACGCUUACACGAGCACCCAGGUGUACCACGAACGUGUCAACACCCACGUAGCAGAGGCUGAAUUUGACUACGGUCACUGUGGCGUCAAAGAUGUGUCAAAGCAGCUGUUGGGCCUGGAGAAAUCCGCUCUCACUAAGAUGCGGUUCACCAAGUGCUUCAGUUUUGCCAACGUAGAGUCCGAGAAUUCCUACCUUACACAACGAGCGAGGUUUUUCACUGACAAUGAGGGCCUUGAUGACUACAUGGAGGCCAGGGAGGGCAUGCACCUGAAGAACAUUGACCUGAAGGAGUACGUCAUAGUGCUGUCCGACCCAGAGCGCCACCCCUGGUAUCUGUCCCACUAUGUCUUCUGGUUUGCCUCAUUCCUCACUUUCUCCUGGCCUCUUAGAGUUUUCGCUGAGUAUCACACUGCAUACGUCCACUACCGCGUCGAGAAGCUCUUUGGGCACGAUUACCUCCCUGUGACCCCGUGCGAUGAUCGGCCAUAUUGGCGCCGCAUCCCUCGCGUUAACACCAUUGACAGCACGGAACUGGAAUGGCACAUUCGGUCCAACCAGCAACUGGUGCCCAGUUACUCAGAAGCUGGUCUGAUGGACCUGGCCCAGUGCCCGUCCAGCUUCAGCGGGAUCCGUCAGAACUGCGAGCGCUGCCACAGAGCUGUCAGCUGCUCCUCUGUGUUCUCCAGGAGCGCCCUCAGCGUCUGCACCGGUGCCAGCUCCCGCAUCCCCUUCAGCGGCAGCCGCUUCUCCUUGGCGCGGCGCUACGGCUCCCAGCGCAGCUGCUUCUGGCGGAGUGGCAGCUUGGAUGACCAGGAGAGUCCCAGCGAGAACACCCGCUGUCUAUCAGAGCGCCUCACCACAGACGAUGAGGGACCCCCGGACUAUGACGACGCACUCUGCUACCCAGUGCUCAUUGUCCACUGCAGUGAGAACUGCCACAACCACAGGUCUUUCCACAGAAAUGGCUCCUGCAUGGAGACUUCCUUAUGACUA
This is a messenger RNA of Anarrhichthys ocellatus (wolf-eel), 2097 nucleotides long. It is a transcript of the gene tmem151bb, whose product is annotated as transmembrane protein 151Bb. The coding region runs from base 607 to 2094 and encodes 495 amino acids. The record is from RefSeq and is a predicted model, not a curated record. The transcript is spliced from 2 exons. Lineage: Eukaryota; Metazoa; Chordata; Actinopteri; Perciformes; Anarhichadidae.